CUGCGACGACGCAAAAGCGCCACGCUAACGCUAACGGCGCUAGCUACACAGCUCCCAGUCUGGUCAACAUGGCUCCCUUUCCGGACGAGGUGGACGUCUUCACUGGCCCGCACUGGCGAAUGAAGCAGUUGGUGGGCCUUUAUUCCGAAAAGCUGUCUGAGACCAACUUCUCCAACAUUAGCGACUUCCGCUCCUUCCACAAGUCGCUGCUGGCGACCUUCAAGGAGUUCAAGAUGCACGAGCAGAUUGAGAACAAGUAUAUCAUCAGCCUGCUGGAACAGCGUUGCUGCACCGUCUACAACAUGCACUCGGACAACAAACUGUCUGACAUGCUGCUACUCCUCGAGAAGGGCCUGCACAAUGUCAAGAGUGAAUACGAGCAGCUCAACUACGCUCAGCAGCUGAAGGAGAGACUGGAGGCUUUCACUCAGGACUUCCUACCCCACAUGAAGGAAGAAGAAGAGGUGUUUCAGCCCAUGCUGAUGCAGCACUUUACCUACGAGGAGCUGAAGGCCAUCAAGAAGCAGGUGAUGGCGCAGCACUGCACCCAGCGGCCGUGGAACUGCGCCGCAGACGUCCUCAAAGGCUUCAGCCUGUGGAGCCACGCGGAGGAGCUACAAAAGGCCUUCAAAUAUGCGGACCACGAGAAAACCGACUACGAAGUUGAACGCAACGGCUCUUGUUCGGUGCACGUCGCCCAGCUUCCGGUCGAAGUCAUCUUGAGGAUCUUUCGCUAUUUGGGCCCUCAAGAUCUCUGCAACUGCAGCCAAGUGUGUGGCUCCUGGUCUGAGCUGGCCAAGACCGGUUCUCUGUGGCGGCACCUCUACCCCGUACGCUGGGCCCGAGGUGACUAUUACAACGGCCCCCCUGGAGAUUGUGACCAGGAGCCGGAUGACAGAUGGCUCAAGAGCCGGGAGAAGGAAGUCCGCGCGUACCAGGAGUGGGAUGAGGAUGCUGACAUCGAUGAAUCUGAUGAGUGCGGCGACACAUUGGCCAUCAGCACAGCCCAGCGUGAGAAGAGACUCCUGAAUGGAAUCAUCCAGAACCUUCUCCCCGUUGUCGGCCCGCAUGUCAAGUCGCUGGUGCUGGCCUACGGCUCCACCGUUUCCAGCAAAAUGGUGCGUCAGAUCCUCAGUCUCUGUCCAAACGUGGCUCAUCUGGACCUGACGCAGACAGAUGUCACCGAUUUUGCUUUUGACAGCUGGUCGUAUGUGGGCUCUUGCGCAUCUCUGAAGCACCUGGACCUGUCGGGUUGUGACAAGAUUACAGACCAUGCCCUGAAGAGACUCUCUCUGGCACUGGGGGACCUCGGCACCCCGUGGUGGUCACGCCGCCAACGCCGGCAGCGGGCCGUCAUCUUGAAGCAAGAGGCCGGCAGCUGGGGGCCCGCUUGGUUGCCGGCCGACAUCGAGGACUCGGCAGAAUGGACGCGGCGAGGCACCAAGGAGGUCCAGCAGAAGGAGGAGAGAGAGCGCUUUGUGGAGACUCAGCUGGUGGGCAGCCUGUGCUGCUGCAGGCGGGGCCGCAGGACGGGCCCAAACGCCGCAAUUUUGCACUACGCCAUGUCGGCAGACAGGUUUUGCGCUCACGCCGUCUGCUGCAACGGCGGAGGAGUUGAGGACGGGGCCCUCAGGACUAAUGGCCGCCGCUCACCAAAGGACACUAAACGCCCCGACAAUAGGACUAAACAGUCGGGCGCCAGACGCACGCUGAACUUCCUCAGCCUGUCCGGAUGCUACCAGGUCACAGAUGUGGGACUCAGGGCCAUGUCGGAGUUGGGAGGCCUUCCGCUCCUGGAGCAUCUCAACCUGUCAGGCUGCCUGUCGGUCACUGAGGCGGGGCUUCACCAGCUGGUCACGGCCUGCCCCGCCCUCAACGACGAACAUUUCUACUACUGCGACAACAUCAAUGGGCCAAACGCAGACACGGCAAGUGGAUGCCAGAACCUGCAAUGCGGAUUCAGGGUGUGCUGUCGCUCUGGGGAGUGAAGCAAUAUCAACGCUGCCCUGCCUCUCCUUCUUUAAUUGCACUUUAUCCAACUGGGUGUCACUUGCUGUACGUUUCUGUGUGAAACUGUAAGAUGUAUUUUCUUUGUAUACACUCCAAGGUCCAGUGUUUCAAGAGCCACUCUUUCAUCCUAACAACAAUCCCAUCCAACCUUUGCCAGUGUAUGAUUAGUUGGCUGUUUUUUUUUUAUUUUGACAACUGACAAAGGAUUUAGAAGCCGCUUAGAAACACUGUCGCUCAAUAAAAAGGAGGAACAACAGAGAGUAUGUCAUUUUGACACCAAACUUACCAACGCGUUCCUCUAAAAAAACAGGUUGCACAAUACAAAAAAACUGAAUUAUACAAAAGAAUAAAGUCAAA
Syngnathus acus (greater pipefish) is the source of this 2367-nucleotide messenger RNA. RefSeq names its product F-box and leucine-rich repeat protein 5 (gene fbxl5). Gene Ontology annotation, molecular function: protein binding. Lineage: Eukaryota; Metazoa; Chordata; Actinopteri; Syngnathiformes; Syngnathidae. The transcript is spliced from 11 exons. Gene Ontology annotation, biological process: SCF-dependent proteasomal ubiquitin-dependent protein catabolic process; intracellular iron ion homeostasis. The record is from RefSeq and is a predicted model, not a curated record. The coding region runs from base 69 to 1988 and encodes 639 amino acids. Gene Ontology annotation, cellular component: SCF ubiquitin ligase complex.